UGAAAUAUCACGACAUACGUUUAGAUUUAAAACAAUUUUAGCAACUUUUAAUCAAAUAGAGAAUAUAGGUUUUUGUAGAACACAUACAUUUUAGAUAAUGUUUCUAAACGCGGCAAAAUCAUUUUCUUCUUUGAGAGAAGAGAUUACCGAUUCGCUAGAAUUCGAAUUGCUUCCACGCCACAUCGAACAGGCAGAAAAGCUGGAGAAUAAGGUUAAUAACAGGGUGAGGAAUGUGUUCAAAUUGGCGUUUGCCUCCGUCAUGAGAGAUCUGACUGAAGCCGUAUCUGUUUCAGAAGUUCACAACGACGAUUCGUAUAAAAAGAGAAUGACGCUUAAACACCUCCAAGAAGGCGAGGACCUUAAAAAAAAGAAAGAUGAGUUGAAACAAUGGAAGCAAUUAAAAGAAGAUCUGUCAUGGAAAGAAAAACUGGGCAAAAUUAUGGAAGCCAAAGGUAUUUAUUAUAGGAAAGUACUUCUGAAGAAAAAAAUCACAUUGAAACUUGUCCGUUGGUUUAAAAAACGAAUGGGAAUAAAGGCGAAGUUGAGAGGGGAUAAGAUGAAAAAGAAUCUUCACCUUCAAAAAUAUAAACUUAUGAAACCAUUGAUUGUUAGACGACUCCUAAAAGACAUUAUUGCUUGUGGUUUUUACAGCUUCAUGCGGGAAAGACUUAUAGAUAUUUUGUACGACAGAAAGAGGAAACAGUUAAACAAAAUGAAAAAAGCUGAGAAAAAAUACAAAAAUCUCGUGAAAUUCUAUCAACAAAAAUUAGCCGAAGCCAAUAAAUUCGCUGUUGCUCGAAGGAAAAUUCGAGAAAGGUUAAUUCAACUUAAAAUUCUCAGAAUAAAAACUGACGUCAAAUCAAAAGUUUUCAAACACAUGAAACGGCUUGGUUUCAGCACAACUCGAGAAGCUGAGGAUUUUCAUAGUUCUGCAAUGAAACAUUUGCAACGACUCCAAAAAACGGGCUUAAGCAGCACUGACAAUUUAGUUCAUUUCAAAUCUCUAAAUUCAGACACAUUCAUCAGGACAGUUUUUUUGGAUUUAGCAAAACAAGGCAAAAUAAAUGCGCGAGACCAUACUGAAUUAAGUCGCUACGGUUUGUCUCCCAACUCCAAAGCACGUUUAAAAAUUAAAAUGAAGCAGCCACUCAAUAAAACGGUCAAAACAAAUGUUGUCCCUUUACUGAAGAAACCGAUUACAAAAGGUAUAGAGACUGAAUCUAAACAGAAAAGUUCACUGCCACUAUGUAAAUUAAAUCGUUCUUCUAUUAAAGUAGAAUUGCCACGUAAUAAACCGUUCAUAAAAAAAUACAGAAUGAAUAGGCACAGAAGAGAAAAAAAGAAAAAUAAAAGUUCCCAAAAGACAAAUAAAACAACACAAAAAUUAUCAAAAGAGGGCAACUUCACUAAAUUUAAGCUCAUCUUCCAGUAA
Cimex lectularius (bed bug) is the source of this 1432-nucleotide messenger RNA. RefSeq lists its product as uncharacterized. Bases 98 to 1432 code for a protein of 444 amino acids. The transcript is spliced from 3 exons. The record is from RefSeq and is a predicted model, not a curated record. NCBI's taxonomy places the organism in Eukaryota, Metazoa, Arthropoda, Insecta, Hemiptera, Cimicidae.